Molecule: messenger RNA, 5854 nt
Organism: Myiozetetes cayanensis
Lineage: Eukaryota; Metazoa; Chordata; Aves; Passeriformes; Tyrannidae
Gene: ADGRG2
Product: adhesion G protein-coupled receptor G2
Exons: 28
Coding region: 55-4011 (1318 amino acids)
Biological process (GO): adenylate cyclase-activating G protein-coupled receptor signaling pathway; cell surface receptor signaling pathway
Cellular component (GO): membrane
Molecular function (GO): G protein-coupled receptor activity
Source: RefSeq, a predicted model, not a curated record
GGGACGGGUCAGGACGGGCGGCACGGACGGGACGGGCGGUCGCCCGGCGCCAGAAUGGUUGCCUGGGGAAAACAGCACUGCUGUGUUGGUGGAAUACAGGACAUUUUUUUGAGAUUCAGGAUUUUUCAAGCAGUCCUUUUACUUCAGUUGUUCCUGGCUACAGCAGGCAAAGAUCAGGAGGAUUUCCUGGGGCGAUAUAAAGCUGUCUUUAGGACUGCAUGUGAAGAUCCUUGGAUUAUGUCAUCAAGAAUUUCUCUGCAUCCCUUGAAAGAAUUCCUUGUCUGUGUGGACCUCAAACUGUAUUCAUCACAUAAUCCAUGGAUAGCAUAUGUAUACACUCAAGAAGCACCUCACACCAAUGUCUCUACAAAUAAGUACGAUCUUGGACUUGCGGGAGAUCGUGGCAAAUUGAGCAUAUGGUUGUUUGGAAAUCAAAUAAAUAAAACAGCAAGACUUCAUGAAAACACUUGGAACCAAAUAUGUAUCCAGUGGAAAAGUGACAAUGAGGAGAUGAAGGUAUUCAUAAAUGGAACAAAAAAAUUUUACAAAAAACUAAGGGGGAAAGUUCAUUUGCCCGGAAAAGGCCAGUUCUUGCUUGGCUGUUCAAAGCUGCGAGGUGCAGCUGCAUCACCUAACCAGGGUAUGAGUGGGGAACUGUACAUGUUCAGAAUGUGGGACAAGGCAAAUAUAACACAAUCUGAGGACUGCCAGGAUAGUGGUGUUAUAGGCUGGAGAAAGGAGGAUUGGACCUAUACCACCACAGUAGAAGAGGAUAACUCUUUGCCAUGUGUUGAAACUACUGCUACGUUGCCUGGCAGAAAACAGAUAACAGAUUCAGAAGAAUCAGCUGCAACAACCAGUUCUGAUAUGUCUUCAGAGGAGACUACACAAAGUGCAGAAGCUCUUAGAAUCACUGAUUAUUACUCCACCAUAACACCAGCAGGUGAAACCAUUGUAUGCAACAUAACACAUGUCUGUAAUUAUUCAGUGUUCUAUGUGGGCAAGGUAAAACUUAAGGCAAGUGAAGAAAGUAAUACAUCACUAAGCGUGGAAAUUAUUAAUAACAUAACCACCAGCAGUCAAGUUAGAAAAUUAAUUACAAUUCCAGCAUCUGCCCCACAAGAAUUGAGCAUUUCAGAGUUCAACAAAACCUUGCAAGCAGUAAGUGAGUCCUCUGUUAUGGAAUGCAGUGCAGAAAACCAGAGUAUACACUGCAAAUUCAUCAUGAAGCUGGCUGAGAGAGAGAAUAUAAGCAGCUUAACAAACAGAGCAAAAAUAAGCCAACUUGAUCGGUGCUGCUGUUCAUCACCGAAGUAUUGUUCCUUUGCUGCUGAAGAAUUACAAAUGUAUACUAUACAAGUGCCACCUCAUUCUAUAUGGGUUCCUUUCCCUCAUUCUCCUUCUCUCUCUAAAAAGGCUUCCCCCAAAUCUUCCCCCACUAUACUUUCUGCUAAACAAAGCCCCACAAUUAGACCACUGAUCACACCAUUCACAGAAACUCCUUUUUCUGGAACUCUCUCCACAUCUCCCACUACAGACCCUCUUGCUGAAAAUUCUGUGUCUUCCACCAGUGUUACCACUACACAUUCCUUUUCUGAGUCUCUUGCUCAACCCACCAUGUCAACUUUUUCUUCUGUAGCUUCUAAUAAAUCUGCCAUUAGUUCCACACCUGCAACAAAAUCUGUCACUAAUGCUGCUUUCUCACUUAAACCUGAUGCUGCACACCUUAACAAGUCUUUUACAAUACUUUCUCCUUCUGUAGGUUUCACUAAACAUUCUGCACUUUCCUCUUCUGAGCUCCCCCACAAACUUCCAAUUGUAAAUCGCCACUUUGAGACUAUCACCAAAUCAGUUGCACAGAUUCCUCCUGCUACAACCCAUCUUGUAUCUGGUAACAAAAAUGUUAGUACAGUACCCAUUCUUCCCCUUACUCCUUUCACAAUAUCUUUGACCCCUACUGUUAGUCCUGUCAACCAUUCUGUCUCAGCUUCUCGUCCUCACUCUACCGUUGAUGGCCAUGGGAGCACAGGAAAAACACCUACCACAAAUACAACUUCUGUGUACACCACCAUGAGUAUCACCACAGCUGAGCAAAUUGUGUCCAAAAUAGAAAAUGAUUUAGCAGCUGGAAAAGUAGAGCCAAAAGAUGUAGAAAGGAUGGUUAAUGAGGUUAGCAGUGUCCUGACUGCUUCUCAGCCAUUACCACCCCGAAUUUCUAAAAGAAUUAUAAAACUGGUGGAUUAUAUCGGCUUAAAACUGAAGCUUUCAACAUCAUCUGCUGAAUUUGUCUCCCCUUCCUUGGCUCUGGCAGUUGUAAAAACCAACAACAUGCGCUCCAAUGAAAUGUCUUUUGCUGUCCAGGACUCAGCUGAUCUCCAGAUCUCUCUAGGAGUUCAGGCCAUUAAUGAUUUAAAUAAUCUCGGAUCAAUUACACUUCCUUCAUCAUUGCUGACAAAUUUACCCACUGAAGAAUUGGACUUGGCUUCUAGAAUUAUAUUCAACUUCUUUAAAAAGACCACUGUGUUCCAGGAUCUGUCCUUGAAGAAUGCAUCUUUAAUCAGCAAUGUCAUAUCAUCAAGUGUUGCCAAUCUCACAAUUCGCAAUUUAAAGGCAAAUGUUACUGUCACUUUACAGAAUAUCAAGCCUAAUCAGGAUAAUUCAACAGUUAGAUGUGUUUUUUGGGACUUUAAUAAAAACGGUGGACAUGGAGGCUGGUCACAUGAAGGUUGUAUAGUUAAAGAAAGUAGAGUAAACGAAACAGUCUGCUCAUGCAACCACCUCACAAGUUUUGCUGUUUUGAUGAACUUAUAUGGAAAUACUCCUUUGAAUCCCACACAAGAAUUGGUACUGACUUUUAUAUCCUACAUAGGCUGUGGCCUCUCUGCAAUUUUUCUUUCUGUUACUCUUGUGACCUACAUAGCUUUUGAGAAAAUCCGGAGAGACUACCCCUCCAAAAUACUUAUUCAGCUGUGUGCUGCGUUACUUCUGCUCAACUUAGUUUUCCUCCUUGACUCAUGGAUUGCACUGUAUGAUACACGAGGCCUCUGCAUUGCAGUUGCAGUAUUUCUUCACUAUUUCCUCCUGGUUUCCUUCACCUGGAUGGGCCUGGAAGCUUUCCACAUGUAUCUGGCCCUUGUGAAAGUCUUUAAUACCUAUGUACGGAAAUACAUUCUUAAAUUCUGCGUUAUUGGCUGGGGGUUACCAGCAUUAGUUGUGUCCAUUGUGUUGGCAAUAUCACCAGAUAAUUAUGGACUUAUAACCACUGGAAAGGUUUCAAUAAAUGGACCUGAUGAAUUCUGCUGGAUUAAAAAUAGAAUUGUCUUCUAUAUUACUGCUGUGGGAUAUUUUUGCCUGAUAUUCCUGAUCAAUAUCAGCAUGUUCAUUGUUGUGCUGAUCCAGCUCUGUCGUAUCAAAAAGAAAAAACAACUCGGUGCUCAAAGGAAAACAAGUAUUCAAGACCUUAGGAGUGUUGCUGGCCUUACAUUCUUGUUGGGAAUUACUUGGGGAUUUGCCUUCUUCACAGUAAAUGAGGUAUUUACUUACCUCUUUACCAUUUUCAACACUUUGCAAGGGUUCUUCAUUUUCAUCUUCUAUUGUGUAACAAAGGAGAACGUACGUAAACAGUGGAGAAGAUAUCUCUGUUGUGGGAAAUUCAGGCUGGCUGAAAACUCUGACUGGAGCAGAACUGCUACUAAUGGUUUAAAGAAGCAGACUGUAAAUCAAGGAGUAUCCAGUUCUUCCAAUUCCUUACAAUCAAACAGUAACUCCACUAACUCUACAACACUGCUAAUGAAUAAUGAUUAUUCAGUGCAUGCAAAUGGAAAUGGCCAUCUUUCCAGUGAGAAGAAUGGUGUUCCUUUCAGUGUACAGAAUGGUGAUGUGUGUCUCCAUGACUUUUCAGGCAAACAACUUGUAUUUCAAGACAAGGAUGAUACUGGCAGCCAAGAAAGCCACAUCUCACUCAGAAGGACUUCAAAGAGAGGAAGCCUAAAUUCUAUGGAAAAAAUGUGAUUUCCUUUUAAACAGCACAUUGUUUUACAGUGUGAAGUAGAGUUUUACUUUAACAGUUUUACAUAAUGUGAGCAGACCAAGAACUGAUUUUAUUUAAUAUUUGGUUCUGGAACUUCAAGGCAGCCAUGCAAUGGAUUAACAAGGACAAUUAAAGGGGAAAAAAAAGGAAGCGACUAUUUUUACAAGGUCUUGAAUGUCAGAUUACAGCUGGCACAUUUCCGUUUUGAUUCUCCGUCAGAAUGGGGGUUUUGAGGGGUUUUUUUACAUCUAAACAAAAGUUCUGUUUAGACUUUUUUCAUUACAAUUAAGUUUAUCUGGAUAUAAUGCUUAGUAGUAUUGUAUAGAUGUAGAAAAUGCAUUACAACUUGUGCAUACAAACGAUGUUAACUUUAAAAAUGUUAGCUACACUGUCCUCAACUUUUUGUACAUUGUAGUAGCAAGCUCUGUAGUGAUGUACAUAAGCAGAAAAAUAUCAACCCUUAAGCAUCUCAAUGAUACUUUUAUAUUUAUUUCUUGUAAUAUAAAUAUUCCUAUGUACAGAAAAAUAAUUGGUAUUUUGUUUUUAACUUUUAUUGUAAGUUCACAUUUUUCUUUAGUUAAUUAACAGAAUGAUACAGAAGUUACUUUGUUCAGUAAGUGGAAUCACUUACAGUGGUUUGAAUAUAUUCACUAGAUGGAGAACUGUAAAUAACAAACAGGAUCUGUCUUGAACCUCUAGCAACCUUUUAGUACACCACAGAGGGAUAAAAACCGGAUAUAAUCCGAGCAGAGUGCCAUGAAUGAGGGAGUAAUAAGUAAAGUAGUCAGAGGGUUAUUAAAUACAACUAAGUUAUGUUGUGGCUUGAGUAAAUCCAUCAGAGUUUUUGACACUGAUUUCAGCAGAGUCAGUUUUUGUCUUGAGUGGUGGUUCCAGAGAUUAAGCACACUGCCAUCGCUCAUUUGCAAUGAUGAAAGUAGAGAAGUUUGUGGCUUCUUGGGAAAAAAAAAAUAGAAAUAAUAAAUACCAGCUGCUAUAUUUAGUAGCUGAGAAAUUGUUUGCUUCAUUGUGUGGCUGUUUUUUAAGGGGCAGCUCUUGGGCUAUUCCAAUGAGUAUUUCUGCUUGUGCUUUGGCCCUUGGUUGGAAAACAAAUCCCGAAGCCCUUGCUCAGUAAGUACUGAAGCAAAAUUUCAUUCCUCUUGUGAUAUUUACCUGAUAAAAGCUGGAUUUUCACUCUUCAUGCAAAGCAACUCAAAGCCCAUACAAUGUUGUGAAGAUUCUUCCUGAACAGAAAUUAGCCUGAGCCCUGGUUGUACCUCUUCCUUCUCAUACAGGUGUGUGGCUGUGGUCCACUGCUUUUUUAAUCUAUGUUCUUGGGCAAAGGCUGGAUGCUCCUGGAGCAAGAACUAGAACAAACUGGCACCUGACUGCAGAGUAAGAGACCCUGUAAAGGGGGAUGUGUGAAGCAGAUACUUGUUGAAGGGGAGCAAGGGCUUUGCUUUCCCAGAGAACUCAGCAGGGAGCCCUGGAAAUACCUUUCUCAACAAAAAGCAUCAGCUAAAUGCCUCCUAUGUGGGGCUCUGUUCUAAUUCAGCAGUUGAACCUCUUCAGUACUCAAACUCUCUUGUGGUUUUGUGGAUAACACAUGGCUUCUUUCGGUCACCUAUGUCUAAGAUUACUCUGAAUAUGCUUCUAAUGUGAGAAUUCAAAGUAUUCGUUGUGUUUAUCCACAAGGUUUUGCUGCAUGAAAGCCCAUCUUGGAAUGCUAGUAGCUGGAGUGCAUUUCUGUGAAUGCUUUAAAACUAUUUGGCUAAUUGCCUUUGCAGUGUUUCUUGUAAAUUUAUUUGAUGUUCUUGUAUUUAUAUU